Molecule: messenger RNA, 1998 nt
Organism: Fusarium falciforme
Lineage: Eukaryota; Fungi; Ascomycota; Sordariomycetes; Hypocreales; Nectriaceae
Product: Zn(2)-C6 fungal-type domain-containing protein
Exons: 1
Coding region: 1-1998 (665 amino acids)
Biological process (GO): positive regulation of transcription from RNA polymerase II promoter by galactose; DNA-templated transcription
Cellular component (GO): nucleus
Molecular function (GO): RNA polymerase II cis-regulatory region sequence-specific DNA binding; DNA-binding transcription factor activity, RNA polymerase II-specific; zinc ion binding
Source: RefSeq, a predicted model, not a curated record
AUGUCUCCAAACGUCUCGGAGGAACGGGUCGACGACGACGACGACGAUGACGAGCAGAAUAACGCUAUGCUGGGGUUGAUAAAAGAGAAGGAAGGCCGGAGACUAUCGACACAUGGCAACUCGAGUGUCAGCAGUUUCAUGAGCCACAUCAGAAACGUGCUCGAUCACCACCUGGCUUCUCGUGCUACCAGUGCUGAACCCGGCCGGACGAUCAGCAUGGCUCAACCUCAACUAGCCACGAGCUCAAGUGACCAGCUUGCUCAUGUGGACGCGGUUCUGCCUCCCCGCCGGAGAGCUGACCAUCUUUUUGACGUCUACUGGAGAUGCAUUGAUCCGUUAUAUCCAUUCCUGGAUCGGGAUCAGAUGGAUUUAAUGUAUCAACGCUUGUGGGCCGGGGAGAAUCUUGGCGAAGACACAAAGAUGUUCAUCUGCCUCCUCAACGUGGUAUUCAGUCUGAGCUGCAACCUGAACCCCCGGAUGGAGCCGGAGGAAAGGGGCACAAAUGCGGCCGUCUUCUACCGACGCAGUCAAGAACUCCUGGAUUUCUCCGACCUCCAGAAUCGCUCGGUCCUGACCGUACAGUGCUUUCUCCUAUCUGGACAGUAUCUGCAAAGUACAAACAAGUCACAGCAAUGUUGGAUGUCGAUUGGUCUGGCCAUCCGAGUAGCCCAGAGCAUCGGCCUGGAUUUGGUAGCGACAAGCACUGAGGCACCCACUACAACUAUCAGAGAGACUAUGCGCAAGGUCUGGCACGGCUGUAUCCUCAUGGAUAGAACUCUUUCCAUGACAUUCGGCCGGCCACUGAUGAUCACCCCUAAGGCGGCGACAGCAGUUCCCAUGCCGCUGGUACAUAAUUCUGAGGGUCUUUGCAGCUGCCACUCUAGUGCAUCCAGCUGUGAUGCCACACAUGACCGCGAUCUGCACUUCUUCACCGAAGCCCUCGAGCUAUAUGAACUCAUGGGUGAGGCGCUGAUCACAGUAUACGACGCCUCGGCUGUUGACGAGCCAGUCAAAAUUGACGAGUAUUCCAUGUACUUUGGCAGCAAGGCGGCCAAGAUCGUUGGCCAGGUUUGUGAAGUCGACGACAAGCUCCAGCAUUGGCAAAGGCGUCUCCCUAUUCAUCUUCGCAACGACCCAGAUGCUCCCAAGUCGAUCAUCCACAAGCGCCAGAGCCAUAUUCUGUUUCUUCGUUUCCACCACACUCGCAUUCUACUUUUGCGUCCCAUUCUGUCACGGUUCUGCGCUAGACAGGGCUACGAGCCCGCAGGCUUCUCAGAGACGUUGCCCUGGAAGAUUGCUCUUCACUCAUCUGUAAGCUGUGUGAGGGCAGCCUUGGAAACUGUCGAGUUCUACGAGUCCAGCAUUGGAAACCGCAGCAUCCAAGACUGUGAGGACUUGCUGCCUGCCUGGUGGUAUAGCACUUUUUACAUCUACAGCGCCGCUACAAUUCUCGUGGCCGCACAGUUGCACCAUGCACUGACGGCGGAAGUUGGAACAAACAGGAUUGUUGAUGGAUGCCGAAUCAGCAUCAAACUGCUCACAUCGUUCCAGAGGUUCGGGGAUCAUGCGAUGAGAUGCGCCACCGCCAUCGGCUUACUUCUCGAGCACGUCCAAAGAAAACAAAGAGGGCGAACACAACAAAAGAAGCAGCGGCAACGAGACGAGUUAGAUCAAGUCAGGUUACAAGCAGAUAAGGGCGGACUCGACGAGAAAUGCGAGCAUCUGGUGAACCAAGGAGUAUCACAGACCAACCCCGCAAAGGGGCCUGUACAUGGUUUUGGAACCAGUGUAGAUUAUUUAGGGAAUGCCGCUGCUUCUAUAAACCCUGGGAACGAUGGAUCUUUGGACUAUGAUUUGGCAAUACAUGGUAACGAGCUAGAUGGUUUGACAAUGCUUGAUGGGCUCAUGGCGAUCGAUUUUGAGGGCUUCAACUGCAAACUGGAUUUUGACGAUCUUUCUUGGCUUAAUAGCAUACCCGCACAACUGUACGAGAGCUAG